Molecule: messenger RNA, 2174 nt
Organism: Prosopis cineraria
Lineage: Eukaryota; Viridiplantae; Streptophyta; Magnoliopsida; Fabales; Fabaceae
Product: lycopene epsilon cyclase, chloroplastic
Exons: 12
Coding region: 218-1888 (556 amino acids)
Biological process (GO): carotenoid biosynthetic process
Molecular function (GO): oxidoreductase activity, acting on paired donors, with incorporation or reduction of molecular oxygen
Source: RefSeq, a predicted model, not a curated record
CCUUCCACUGGUCUAUCCCAAAAUCCCUCACAAUUCCUCGCUGCAUUCCCAGUCACACAAGCAACCUCAGCACUCCUGCUCCCAAACGGCGUCGUCCUUUGACUUCAUCAGCGUGUGAGUAGUGAUGGUGGCUUCAAUGCCAUGCUCAGGAGGAGCCAAGAUUGGUAACUACUAAACGUGGCUUAAAUCCCAGGAGAAUUUUCCUUUUUCUGGAACAAUGGAGUGUGUUGCUGCUCGAAACUUCGCGGCAAUGACGGUUUCUUUUGGUUCAUCUUCGAGGGCGAGGAAGAAGGAGCUUUUGAGAAGACCAACCUUCUUCUCUGGGGAUGGCUAUUGGUGCCGUUCACGUUGUUUGCGUGUGGAAGCCCGUGCGGGAAGUGAGAGUUUGGUGGCCGUUGAUGAGAAUUUCGCUGAUGAGGAAGAUUACGUCAAGGCUGGUGGGUCUGAACUUGUUUUCGUCCAAAUGCAGCAGAACAAAACUAUGGAAAAACAGUCCAAGCUUGUGGAUAAGUUAAAACCAAUCUCUAUUGGAGGUGAUAUACUGGAUCUAGUAGUUAUUGGUUGUGGUCCAGCUGGUCUUGCUUUGGCUGCAGAGUCUGCCAAUUUAGGGAUAACAGUUGGACUUAUUGGUCCAGAUCUUCCUUUUACAAAUAAUUAUGGCGUGUGGGAGGAUGAAUUUAAAGGUCUUGGACUUGAAGGUUGUAUAGAGCACGUUUGGCAGGAUACUAUUGUAUAUCUUGAUGACAAGGAUCCCGUUUUGAUUGGCCGUGCUUAUGGACGCGUCAGUCGACACUUGCUUCAUGAAGAAUUAUUGAAAAGGUGUGUCGAGUCAGGUGUCUCGUAUCUUAGCUCAAGAGUAGAAAGGAUUGUUGAAGCUAGCAAUGGCUAUAGUAAUGUUGUAUGUGAAGAUGAUAUUAUAGUGCCUUGCAGGCUUGUUACUGUUGCAUCGGGAGCGGCUUCAGGGAAGUUGUUGCAGUAUGAGGUUGGGGGUCCAAAAGUGUCCGUCCAAACAGCUUAUGGUGUGGAGGUUGAGGUGGAAAACAAUCCUUACGAUCCAAACUUGAUGGUUUUCAUGGAUUACAGAGAUUACAUGAAGCAAAAUGUGCCAUGUCUGGAAACAAACUAUCCAACGUUUCUUUACGUGAUGCCUAUGUCUCCUACAAGAUUGUUCUUUGAGGAAACCUGCUUGGCCUCGAAGGAUGCCAUGCCUUUUGAGUUGUUGAAGAAAAAGCUCUUUUCGAGAUUAAAUACCAUGGGGAUCAGAAUCAAAAAAAUUUAUGAAGAGGAGUGGUCGUAUAUCCCAGUUGGUGGAUCUUUGCCAAAUACAGAGCAAAAGAACCUUGCAUUUGGUGCUGCUGCCAGCAUGGUUCAUCCGGCUACAGGAUACUCAGUAGUCAGAUCUUUGUCAGAGGCUCCAAAAUAUGCUUCAGUUAUUGCUACUAUCUUGAGAGGGGGUCAUUCAAUGGACAUUCUUACCCAUGAAAAAAGUAACAAGAAUCUAUCAGCACAAGAGCUACACUGUCCUGCGUUAAUGUGCAAGAGUUCAAGAUACGUAUUUGGAGAUAGAGAUGGAGGGGACAUUCCAAUAUCUUGGGAUGCACUUUGGCCACAAGAAAGGAAACGGCAGAGGUCAUUCUUUCUCUUCGGACUGGCAUUAAUUCUGGAGCUGGACAUUGAGGGCAUUAGAACAUUCUUUCACACUUUCUUCCGCUUACCUGAUUGGAUGUGGCAAGGAUUUCUUGGUUCGACCCUCUCUUCAACAGAUCUAAUGUUGUUUGCAUUCUACAUGUUCAUUGUAGCACCAAAUAACUUGAGAAUGUUACUUGUGAGACACCUACUUUCAGAUCCCACCGGGUCAACCAUGAUAAGGACCUACUUAACCAUAUAGAAUCCAUACAUUAGCUCCAUAUAUAUAUAUAUAUAUAUAUCUGGAGAUUAGAUUGCAUCAGGAACUCUAUUAGAUAUCAGUAGGCACUUGUGUAGAUGUCUAUAAUUUUAAGUUCCACAUACCUUUUGUAUCGAGCAGCAUGUGUGUCCAUUUGGUACUUUUGUUGAAACCAUUUUGUCGAUUGUAUGAGUCCCCUCAAUAGUUCCUUACAGAGUACGGAAUGGUUAGUGCUGUUAUUACAAGAAAAUCAGAAGAGGAAUAAACUGAUAUAUUUGGGAUUUAUAAA